GGGGCCAGGAAGGGACGGAACCAUGGGGCUGGGUUUAUACCAGCUCUGCGGAGCCCCUCCGCUCUGCCCCCGCCUGCGAGGGGCUUUCUUGGCUAGGUCUGUUCCUGACAGAAGGGAUGCGUGUUGUCGGGGGUGGGGGGCUUGGCAUGUGUGUGUGUGUGUGUGUCUGAGAGAGAGAGUAUGUGUGUGUGUGUUUAAAAUACAGAAAAAAGAAGCAUGGCUUUCCUCAGCUGCAGAGGCGGGCCGGGCUCUGUCCGUGCCAACUCCCUCAGAGCGGGCACCGUGGGGACACAGGAGGUACAGGAAGACUGCAGAGGUGAGGGACGGGCAUGGAGAAAGAUGGACGCUUGCCAUCUCGAGUGCCGGCGGCGGCGGCGGCGGCGGCUGCGUGAGGCCAAACCCCAUGAACAAAACCCACAGCAGAUCGCUGGCAGCCCAUGUGAGGAGGCAGAAGACAGUUGGCAGCGCUGCUGCCGCCGAGGACAGCCUGGGAGCAGGUGGAUGUAGGCAAGGCCAGCAUGGACCAGGUGCCAGGACGUUCAGAGCAGGACCCCGGCGGUCACGACAGAGGACAGUCACCUAUGACAUAGACGACCUGCGGUUUCUACAACUGCUAUCUUGUUUCCUGACAUUUCUCAAACUUGCCUUGGAAGCAGAUGUAUACACGUUAGAAAUAAAAUUUCCGGAAGAACCAGUCUUUGUCCACAAGGGGCCUUGGCAUCUGCUGGCCUGUCUGAGCUUGGCAUUCUGAAGACCGUCCCCCUGGAGUGGCCCAGCUGUGGCUUCUUCCCUAGCCACCCCUGGAGUCGGCACCUGCAGAAGCCCCACCUUGCUUCUCCUCUCAGCCCGGUUCAGGCAGCCCCAUCCUCCAUGGCUACAGCCAUGCUAUGGCCAGCCUUCCCAAGCUCCAGUCCUGUAGCCUGGAGGCUGAGGAUGCUCCUGGGGCCAGUGCUGCCAAGCACAGAGUUGAGAGCCAUGGGAUCCCCGGACACCAGCAUCUCUGCUCUAUGCACUCAGGGACCCUGCAGCCAGCACCACCUUGGCUUACAGCCCCAACAGGACACGGGAACAUUGAAGGGCGAUGUCUAUCAGCUUCUUCCAAGGCCAAUCCACGGCUCCCCCCUGCAAAGUCGCUGUGUGUGGGAUCCUUGGUCUCUGUUCAUAUGUCACUUGCUUGGACCGUGGGGACCACAAACAUGCCUGUGAGCUGGGUGGCUCCAGGGCCACACAUGUGACAGUCCUCAGCAGACACACGUGGAAGGCUAAGUUGUGGCCUUCGGUAGCCUGAGCCCUCUCACCUUGGAGGGGGAAACUGGCUGCCUGCCCUGCACAGAGAAGGAUACAGACACUAGGCUCAGACCCAUCAUGCCUAGACUGGCGAUACCUUCCCUGGACUCAGUGGUGACAGUAUGCAUCGAAGGGCUGUCACAGAGGAAAAGGCAGAGGCUAGGAUUCCCAGCCCCGUUCCCACCUCUGGAAAUAGCGGGCGGCCCCAGCCCACCCCCUCCUCCGA
This is a messenger RNA of Peromyscus leucopus (white-footed mouse), 1513 nucleotides long. RefSeq lists its product as uncharacterized. The transcript is spliced from 2 exons. The record is from RefSeq and is a predicted model, not a curated record. Bases 23 to 751 code for a protein of 242 amino acids. NCBI's taxonomy places the organism in Eukaryota, Metazoa, Chordata, Mammalia, Rodentia, Cricetidae.